UGUUUAUAAGAAAAGGAAAGAUAAAAAAAAAGCUCCAAUUUCUCUUUAAUUAUUUUUUUCAGGAAAGGAUUACAAGUUAGAUUUAUUUUAGAAGGGAUAGUUAACCUUUUAUAAAUUGUCUGGCUCAAGAAUUUUUCAUUUUAACGAACAAUAUCCAACAGCCAGGAUGGUCGCAAAGCAGCAUCUUGGAAAUGCUGACUAUGCUGUCAUUGGCAUUUCACUUUUAAUUCCUCUUCUCAUAGGUUUAAAAUUUCGUUUUUCUGGUGGUAGACAAAAUAGUACAGAUGAAUAUUUUUUAGCUGGCAAAAAUGCUUCUAUGUUCCCCGUUAUUAUGUCUAUUAGUGUUACCAUCCUUUCCGCUGCUGCUAUCAUAGGCUUGCCAGCAGAAGUUUAUAGGUUUGGAUCGCAAUUCGUCUUGGUGGCAUUUUCAACUGGAGUUGGAAUGUUUUUGUCGUCACGCAUUUUCUUACCUGUAUAUUUCAACUGCAAUGUUUCCAGUAUAUACGAAUUUUUGGAAAUGCGUUUUGGAAAAUUUACUAAAUACACCGUUUCUGGAAUGUUUAUAAUACAAAUGGUUCUCUACACAUCUACGGUUCUCUUGGGCCCUGUACUUGCUCUCAGUGCAGUAACUGAUUUUUCUUUGAAUAUAAUGGUAAUAAUCUGUGGAGCCGUCUGCACCAUCUAUUGCUUUAUGGGAGGAAUAAAAGCCAUCUUGUGGACUGAUGCUUUCCAAGGAAUAUUGAUGUUUCUCUGCCUCAGUACUAUGUACCUUGUUGGAAUGAGAGAAGUCGGUGGCCCAGCUGUAAUUUACGAUAGAGCCAAAGCGGGAGACAGAUGGGAAUUUUUUAAUAUGAAUUUUGACUUCACAACUAGAUUUACAUUUUGGAAUUCCACCUUUCGAGGCCUAGUUCUAGGUCUAGCAUUUUAUGGAACAAACCAAAUUCAAGUUCAAAGAACGUUGACGAUGAAAAGCUACCAAAGGGCCCAAAUAGCUCUUCAAUGUAGCAUACUAUUGGUUGUGACGCUCCUGUUUGCUUGCACAAUGUUUGGUGUCAUUCUGUAUGCUGUUUAUUUUCACUGCGAUCCCAUUUUGAUGCAAUCGGAGACUGGAAUCUCAAAAUAUGAUCAAUUGGUGCCAUAUUUUAUCGUGACAAGGCUUCAUUCGAUUCCAGGCCUCACUGGACUGUGCUUUGCCGGGAUCUUUAGUGGUUCCCUCAGCACUAUUUCUUCCGCGCUCAAUUCCUUGAGCACAGUUACGCUUGUAGACUUCGUUCAGCCGCUCUUCGCAGACAAGUUGAAUCCUACUUGGGAACUCUAUAUUGCUAAGGGCUCAUGCUUGAUCUACGGUAUUGCAACAAUUUUCCUUACUAUUACCAUAACAAAUGUCGACAGCUUGGCUCAGGCUACCAUCGUUUUCUUAAGUGUAGCCGAAGGACCAGUAUUGGCUGUUUUCAUGAUUGGCGUUCUGACACGGAAGACUUCAGAUAAAAGCACUGUCAUAUCAUUAAUUGCCAGUGUGACCUUCAUCUGCUGGAUAUGCUUUGGCUCUCUAUUUUCCGGUUAUAAGAAUCCAUCUCUACCCCUCGAUACAAGUCAAUGCCCAAAUACGAACUCAACAAUACUUUUUGAAACUUCUACAACUGCUUGCGUUGAUGAAAACAAUUGUGCUUUAAUCGAACCAACCGAAGAGACAUUCAUCCUUUAUAAAAUUGCAUAUGCUUGGAUUCCUACUUUAGGAUGCGUCGUUACGGUAGCCGUUAUAUUUAUUGCUAGUUUUCUGACAGGUUGGAAUAAAACUGCGAUUUCUCCAGACUCAAAGUGCCUCAGCCCUGUUGUUAAGAAAUGGAGUAAAGGGUAUCAUGAAUCUGAUGGAAUUUCGCCAGGAUGUGAAAAUAAAUUCGAGUUAAUAAAAGUGACAGAUGAUAAACAAAAUGGAAUGGCAUAACUGAAUGUGUUUUAAAAACCAUAAAAUGAAUCAUGA
Molecule: messenger RNA, 1981 nt
Organism: Argiope bruennichi
Lineage: Eukaryota; Metazoa; Arthropoda; Arachnida; Araneae; Araneidae
Product: sodium-coupled monocarboxylate transporter 1-like
Exons: 11
Coding region: 167-1945 (592 amino acids)
Biological process (GO): transmembrane transport; sodium ion transport
Cellular component (GO): membrane
Molecular function (GO): symporter activity
Source: RefSeq, a predicted model, not a curated record